Messenger RNA from Cynoglossus semilaevis (tongue sole), 2993 nucleotides. It is a transcript of the gene nr2c1, whose product is annotated as nuclear receptor subfamily 2, group C, member 1. The record is from RefSeq and is a predicted model, not a curated record. Gene Ontology annotation, biological process: regulation of DNA-templated transcription. NCBI's taxonomy places the organism in Eukaryota, Metazoa, Chordata, Actinopteri, Pleuronectiformes, Cynoglossidae. The transcript is spliced from 15 exons. Gene Ontology annotation, molecular function: DNA-binding transcription factor activity; zinc ion binding; sequence-specific DNA binding. The coding region runs from base 482 to 2317 and encodes 611 amino acids.
GAUGCCAUGGAUGACGAUUCAAUAAUGAUUACCAAAUUGAACGUCACUGUUAAGACGUUACACCCUCACACUACGGCGCAUGCUGAGGGGAGCGCUAUCCUCCUACAGCGCAUGCGCGGAGUCAUGUAUUUAUGAAAAAAGGUCACGAACUCUGACCCUCCCACCAACAGAGGCAAACUGAUAAAAUAUAAAUUUUUGAAAGAAAUACUUUAUUCAGCGUACAGGCUUUACGACGGGUAAGAAACAAUUCCUGAUGUUGACGCAUAAGUGGUUCUUGAAGGAGACUAGGCUGGUCGAGAACACCAGAAAGGAGGGCGAGAGUUGAGUGGCUGUGCAACAAGGAAGCUGCCAUUAGCCACCUGCUAGCAGAGACCAGACUAGUAAGUUAACAUUUCCGUUCGGCUCACGGGGUUGACGUCCCACAUUCGACAGGUGAGCACCGAUGUGAAAAACGGUGAAAAAAAGUGUUUGAAACAUCAGAAUGGAUGGACAGACUCAAAGAAUUCAGCUUGUGUCUGCGGACAACAACGUGGCUUUAGGACACAGAAUCCAGAUUGUAACAGAUCAGCAGACGGGCCAGAAGAUCCAGAUAGUCACAGCACUUGAGCCCUCCUCUCCUGGAAAGCAGCAAUUUAUUCUCGCCAAUGCAGAGUAUUCCCCCGGUGGGAAGGUGAUCCUGACCAAGCAGGAAGGCACGUCCAACAAGGUCAUCUUGGCUGCUCCAGAUGGCUCUGGGGUCAACCAGCUGCUGUUUGCAUCCCCUGAUCUGGCUGGACAGCAGAUCCAGUUUGUUACUGAUGGUUCAGACCAGUCUGUUCUGAAGCCUAUUGUGGAGUACUGUGUUGUCUGUGGUGACAAAGCUUCUGGGCGUCAUUACGGUGCAGUCAGCUGUGAGGGCUGUAAAGGCUUCUUCAAACGCAGCAUUAGGAAAAACCUGGUGUACACAUGCAGAGGCUCUGGAGAGUGUGCCAUCAAUAAACUUCACAGGAAUCGGUGCCAGUACUGUCGGCUGCAGCGCUGUAUAGCUCUGGGCAUGAAACAAGAUUCUGUGCAGUGUGAGAGGAAGCCAGUGGAAGUAAAUGCCAGAGAGAAAUCUAUGAACUGUGCUGCAUCAACUGAGAAGAUCUACAUCCGCAAGAACCUGUGUAGCCCUCUGGCUGCCCAACCCACGUUUGUGUCCGACAAAGAAACUGCCAGGUCAACGAGUUUGCUCGAGUCAAGUAUGUUGCUUAACAUCCAACAACCUUUCUCCAAGCUGGAAAACAGCAUCUUGAUCCCAACCUCCCCUGAAAAGGAGCAUCCUUCGCAAGGUGACCUUGGAACUCUGGCUAAUGUAGUAUCUUCCCUCGCGCACCUCAACAAGAGCAGGGAGGCCAGUGAUGGCGGCAGUGAUCUAAUGGGAGUUGAAACGUUGAGCAAUGGCGACAGCUCCAUGACAGACAUGCACGGAGAUGAACAAACUGCAAGUGAAAUUACUCGAGCUUUUGACUCACUGGCUAAAGUCCUGCACCCUGGUGAUGUCGCAGUAAGACAUUCUCUGGAGGCCACGAUGCAGCUGAUGUCGGGUGACCAGUCCGGGACUGUAGUGGAGCUGGAGGGACCUCUGCUCUCUGACAGUCAUAUUCAGUUCAAGCUUGUAAUGCCGUUACCUGUGCCAGAGUACCUGAACGUCAACUACAUCUGUGAGUCGGCCUCCAGAUUACUGUUUCUCUCUAUGCACUGGGCACGCUCCAUACCUGCCUUUCAGACGCUUGGUGGAGAAGACAAUGACAUCAACUUAAUGAAGGCCUGCUGGAAUGAACUCUUCGCUCUGGGUUUGGCUCAGUGUUCAGACAUCAUGAACGUUGGUACCAUCUUAGCUGCCAUCGUCCAGCAUCUGCAGACAAGCUUACAAGAAGAUAAGCUGUCUCCAGACCGGGUGAAGCUGGUGAUGGAGCACAUCUGGAGGAUGCAGGAGUUCUGUAACAGCAUGUCCAUACUGUCACCAGACUCUUUUGAAUAUGCAUACCUCAAAGCCAUCGUCCUCUUCAGUCCAGAUCACCCCGGCAUUAAUAACACCCCACAGAUUGAGAGGUUUCAGGAAAAGGCUUACAUGGAACUUCAGGAUUACGUAACCACGACCUACCCUGAGGACUGCUAUAGGUUGUCCAAGCUGCUGCUGCGUCUCCCAGCCCUUCGGCUCAUAAGUGCAGCAGUAACAGAGGAGCUGUUUUUCGCUGGCCUCAUUGGCAACGUGCAGAUUGACAGCAUCAUCCCCUACAUCCUGAAAAUGGAGUCCACUGAUUACAACAGCCAGCCGCUCUCUGAAGGCGUCUGACCUCGUGUGGUGUGGAGUAAUCUCAACACUGCACUGCUGAACUCGGUUUUGCAGACUGGUCACUGAACAGUUCCAACCUUCUUUAUUUAUGAGACUGCCUCCUGUGUGAGUUUUCUCUUCAUUUUCAUUUGCUCCAACCUCUGGCUCUGCUGCAACCAGAAGUGGCGCAAGACUGAUAAAGUGGACAAAAUGAACAUCUGCCGGUUCAGGAAAAACAUACGUAUAUGAUAGUGCUUUUUAUUGUACAUGGGAUUUUAUGCUAAAUUUUCUCCAAGGCUUUUCUGCAGAUCAAAUUUGUAUUUGGAAGAAGUCUGGGUGCUUUGUUUUUCACUGCUUUCAUACAUGACCAUGCUUUUUUAUUUUCUUAGGAUUAUGAAGAAAUAUAUCUUGUCAUAAUGUGAACUGAUUUUGUGAAAUGUUAUUAUUGCUGAAGGUUAAAACCUUUUAUUUUCAAAAUAGCUUGCCAAUCCAAAGGAAAUGGCGGCGUCAUCUCUUUGCCAUCAUGGACGAUCAUUCACGUGGAAUUGAAACAUUGUGUGUAUAUGUGUAUAUAGAAUGUACCAAGAAGGCUACAUUGGGCAGCACUUGGUAAUACCUUGGAUUCAGUCUUUUGGACAAAGGAGAAACAAAUGUGUCAUUUGACAUUAAAAAUACUUGUGGUAGUUCUGUCAUUUAA